AUGUCGCAGCUUCACCCGAAAGGCAUUGAGGCCGAAGGUAUAAGGAAGAAGAAGAAGAAGAACAAGCAGCAGCAGCUGCGCCAUUUCGCUAAGGAACAAGAACAACAAGUAACCAUGUUCUACGCCCUGCUCACAUGGCUUGCGGCCACGUCCCUGCCGCGACUCCUUUCUGUCGCUGGCUCACCAUUCGACGCGCCCGAAGACGAAGAGCCGUGGUCGCUGGGCGGGGAUAAGGCGCCUCACUACAGCGAGCGACUCGUGACCGAAGGGGAGCCCUUCUCGCUCAGCUGCCGGCUGCGUCCAGGGGUAGACGUCGGGUCGUGGCUCAAGGACGGCCGCAGUCUCGACGCGGGCGCCGGCUACGAGUUGCGGGAGGAGCAGUAUGCCAGCGGAACCUCGGAGGAGAGGGUAGUAACGCUGACCGUGCGAGACGCUCAGGUGUCCCACACCGGCGAGUACAGCUGCGUAAACGGCCUGCCCUCUCGUUACCACCACGUGAUCAUCAUGCCUAAGGACAGCAGCAGGGACCGUGGAAAGCCGCGGACAUUCAUCCGCUGCAUCACACUGAGGCUCAACGAGACCUUGGAGAUCCCGUGCGACCUGCGCAAGGAUGGCGCGGCAGAAGUACGCUGGUACCGUGACGGGCGAGCGGUCAGUCCGGUCGUUGACUCCCGCCUGAAGUUGAGGUCCGACGGAGCGCUGUUCAUUGACGCCGCCAUCCACACCGACACCGGUGCUUACCGCUGCCGCUCGGGAAUGCGUGAGUCUCCCCUGGUCAUCGUCACGCCGCCCUUGCACAUCGAGACUAGGCCGGAGACACGCGUCGUGGACGCCGGAGCCACGGUUAAUAUUGAUUGCAAGGUGGUCGGCGGCAGCAACAUUCCGCAUCUCAGCUGGCUCGUGAGCGGCGUCCCACUCGCCUCGUCGGGAUCCCGGGCGCGGCUUUCGGGAUUCGCUGGCGUCCGCGACUCGCUGCUCACGCUGGCCGACGUGGCGCCGGCCGACAGCGGCGUGUACACGUGCCGGGCUCUAGACGAACGCUGCCCGCGGGCCGCCACGGCAUCGACCAGCCUGCACGUGUGGCCGCAAGGAGUGCACACCAACGAGGAAGUGCCCGGCUCCGGGAUGCUGAUCAGGCCGUUUGACCCACAGCUGACCCUGUCCUGCUCUCGGCCAGACGCCACGGAGAGCGGGUUCAACUGGACCAAAGAUGGCGUCCCGCUGACACAGGGAGACCGCUUGUCCAUCACUGGUGGCACCCUGACGGUGAAACAUCCGGCAGAAAGUGACGCUGGAGUUUACGAGUGCACACUCAGUGACUCCAACAUCACAGUUUCCAUACAGGUCCGCUACAAAGUUUUCUGUUACCUCGACUGGGAAGCCAGCACACCCGAGCCCUCUUACUGGAUUCUUGGCAAGCCCGCGCGCCUUGCCGUGAAGCUGACCGGAUGGCCACCGGCGCGCAUUGUUUGGUUGCGCGACGGAGUGGUACUGUCAACCUCGGAUCGCUUCCGCCUGGAGGCCCACAACAACGUCUCUAAAGGCGCCCUUGUGGUCGAGGACGCGGUGGCUGAUGACAGGGGCAACUACAGCUGCCUGGCCAGCAACGGUUUCGACGCCGACCGCUUUGAUGUCAUGGUCCGCGUACGCAGCAGGUACUCGUUUGUAAUUCCCCUGUCAGGCAUCGGCAUCGAGAUUUGCCUGCUGCUGGCCAUCAUCAUGCUUUCCGAGCUGCGCAGGCGCCGAUCCAGGGGGCGCCACCACCGGGCACGAGGGGCAGCGCCGCCCGCCGCUGCACCCGCGCAGGCUCAGGCUGCGGAAAAGCGCGAAUGA
Dermacentor silvarum is the source of this 1833-nucleotide messenger RNA. RefSeq names its product hemicentin-2. NCBI's taxonomy places the organism in Eukaryota, Metazoa, Arthropoda, Arachnida, Ixodida, Ixodidae. The transcript is spliced from 8 exons. The record is from RefSeq and is a predicted model, not a curated record. The coding region runs from base 1 to 1833 and encodes 610 amino acids.